Topomyia yanbarensis is the source of this 399-nucleotide messenger RNA. Its product is annotated as histone H2A-like. Gene Ontology annotation, molecular function: DNA binding; structural constituent of chromatin; protein heterodimerization activity. The record is from RefSeq and is a predicted model, not a curated record. Bases 1 to 399 code for a protein of 132 amino acids. NCBI's taxonomy places the organism in Eukaryota, Metazoa, Arthropoda, Insecta, Diptera, Culicidae. The transcript has 2 exons. Gene Ontology annotation, cellular component: nucleosome.
AUGGAAGUAUGCUAUUUUGCCGGCCCCUUCGGCUUCGAACGUAAAUUGAACCAAGUACAAAACUGGAGUGGUUUUAUGCGAGUGCGGCAUCAUCCGUGUGUUACACUCUUGCUGGCUACACCAGUAAGUCCUACCGGCCGAAUCCAUCGUUUGUGGAGAAAGAGUCACUACGCCGAGCGUGUCGAUGCCGGAGCACCCGCCUGCCAGGCAGCAGUGAUGAAAUAUCUUGCUCAAAAACUGGUCAUUCGAAACGACGAAGAGCUGAACAAAUUGCUCUCCGGCGUGACUAUUUCACAGGGUGGUGUGUUGCUUAAUAUCAAGCCCAUUUUGCUGCCAAAGAAGACCGAAAAGAAAUCGAAGGAGUCGGCUACCACCGGAGAGAAGAAGAAAAAUGCUUAA